CGGGGCGCGGGCGCGGGCGGGACGGGGGGGUCGCGGCGUCGUUGCGCGCGACGGGGGGGGUGGGGAAGAAACGAGUUGGGAAGAACACGCAUAAAGUUGUUCGUGGAGUGAAUAUUGGAAAGGUCAAGUUGCGGAAAAACGCCGUGGUGCGGGGGAUUAAGAUUGUGGACGCGGCGACGAAGCAAGCGGCCAUCGACGCCAUCGCCGAGGAACGAGGAACGGGCCCGGUCGGCAUGUGA
This is a messenger RNA of Ostreococcus tauri, 239 nucleotides long. Its product is annotated as unnamed product. The transcript has a single exon. Lineage: Eukaryota; Viridiplantae; Chlorophyta; Mamiellophyceae; Mamiellales; Bathycoccaceae. The record is from RefSeq and is a predicted model, not a curated record. The annotation marks the transcript as partial.